AACUUCCGGUGAAAUAGAACGACGAUUAGCCCCGCCCACCCGUUACCUAGGCAACAGUAGUAACCAACAUGUCCGGACAGGAGAGAGCGCGUGCGCCUGGAAAAUCAUCUGAAAGCAGGAAAACAGCCACAAACAUAAAGGAUCCUUUAAAUGCACAUGAAGCAGGUGAGAUGUUUCCUCAGUGGCCGUGUCUAUCACGUGAGAACCUGAAUCUGCUGAUGGAGCUUUCUGUGGACGAGGUGCAGCUGAAAUUUGUGGAUGUACUUGAGCUGAAGAAGCAUGAAACCUGUGUAAAGGAGGCCUCACUGUUGGACUACUUUGUUGGAGGAUUUUGGUGGGCCAAAGAGAUGAGCUUCACAAGCCAGCAAAUCUCAUUCGUUAUGGCUCUCCUACAGAAGUUGCUAGACAACAUAAAAGACAAGCGCAUGCCAUUUGCAGACAAUUUUAAGGAGUUAACUCGGAUGCUGCUAGCAACUAGACGGUCACCUCCGUCGGCGGGCGCCACCUUUAACCCGCCGUUUGAUGCGGAUCAAAUCAGAUCCAUUACGGAUUACUUCAGCAGCAGUCUUUUCCAGCAUUACAGACUGUACGAGUUCGUCUUCACUCACCUGAGAGAUGAAAUGCUGAUAGGAACAGAGGAACCAGAUAUUUGGUGACUCACCAGCAGCAGAUAUAACAGCUUGCUCAAAUGCAUUUAUCAUCAUCUUAAUUACCUCGCAAACAUUCAGCAAUCAAACCUUUUCUUUUCAUUUUUUAUUGUUUACAUACGAAAGCCAUUUGAACACCGGCUCCUUCUAAAAUAAGACAACCAAACCAGAUGCUGUUGCAAAUUAAGCAGCAGUAAAUUGUCUCCACAUCUUGUCUUAGCGUGGCAGCACGCCUGCCCCCGGUCUCGCUCGCCUCUCCAUUUUGCAGGUGGUGAACGGCAUUAAUGAGAGCUGUCAUCUCUGCGUUUGAGAUUCAGCUCGGGCGGAUCGACGCCUGCCUCUCAGCUGAUUUGCUCAUCCAUUAUUAACGUGUAAUGAUUAUGUUCCAUACACACUUUCAAAAUGUCAGACAGCAGGAAAAGCGUAUUGCUAAUAUUUUUUCGUCCAAGUGGCCAUUAAUAUUCAUGACGCGUCGCACAGUGCCAGUCUGUCUCCCAACUAUAAAAGUGUAACGUCCCUAAAAUGGGAAAACUCAUUACAUCAGAAGCAGAAGACAAGCAGCAGAUUUGUUUAGCGCCCGAACGGAGCUGUAAGCUGCUGCGAGUGAAUAGUUAUAUUUGCUGUGGAGCAUCGUGGGGAUCAGUGAACAAAUCUAGGUCAAGCGCUGUGCCACAGACAUAAUGGGUCCCGAAUGUCAUAUAACACGAGCGUUUUCUAUUUGUUUUGAUGGAGAGUUCAAAGCACCGUUUGAAUAUUAAUGUCCUCAUUUUCCACCCCUCCUUUGUCUCUCUAUGUAUAUUGGAAACAUUUCAGUAAGCCAACAUGUUUAACAAGUUACACAAAGAGAAGCAGAAAAGACUUCUAGGCCUUCCUUGUUUUUUUUUUUUUCCUCAGCCAUUAAAGUCACGUUAAUUCGUUUAUCAGGAGAUGAAACGGCAUGAAUCAUGUGCAGGGGAGUAAUGCAGAGCAAUUGAAUAAUGAAGGACCAUUGUUCUUCCCCUCACCCUCCAUUUGACAUUGUAAUUAUCUCAAAUAUGUCAACCACGGAGCUCUUUGUUUUUCUUACAUAGCCGAGUUUGGUUUCUGUGCGAGGGGCUUUCUGCCAAGUGAACUGUAAAAGCAUUCCAGCUGAACGACAAGAAAAUGUAGCUCAGGGCCUUAACGUGGAGCUAAAAGACCUAGAAACGUUUAUUAAAAAUGUACGAAUGUGGACAUCGUUGUUGUCUUUCUAAGGCAUGCAUGUGGAUAAUAUAUGUGCCGUUACUGACAUAUCAGUCGGUGUUGUGUGAUG
Messenger RNA from Tachysurus fulvidraco (yellow catfish), 1938 nucleotides. It is a transcript of the gene cabcoco1, whose product is annotated as ciliary associated calcium binding coiled-coil 1. NCBI's taxonomy places the organism in Eukaryota, Metazoa, Chordata, Actinopteri, Siluriformes, Bagridae. The transcript is spliced from 6 exons. The coding region runs from base 69 to 656 and encodes 195 amino acids. The record is from RefSeq and is a predicted model, not a curated record.